Cotesia glomerata is the source of this 7142-nucleotide messenger RNA. It is a transcript of the gene Remo, whose product is annotated as adhesion G protein-coupled receptor A3. NCBI's taxonomy places the organism in Eukaryota, Metazoa, Arthropoda, Insecta, Hymenoptera, Braconidae. The transcript has 7 exons. Gene Ontology annotation, biological process: G protein-coupled receptor signaling pathway; cell surface receptor signaling pathway. Gene Ontology annotation, molecular function: protein binding; G protein-coupled receptor activity. Bases 340 to 4776 code for a protein of 1478 amino acids. Gene Ontology annotation, cellular component: plasma membrane. The record is from RefSeq and is a predicted model, not a curated record.
UAUAAGCACAUUAGAAUAAAUAUAUUUAUAAUUAAAAUAGUAAAUAGUAAAAAAGUUGUUUAUUAUUAAUUUUAAUAUUAUCAUCUUCCCGCGUUUAAUAAAUUCCUUCAAAAAAAUUAAAUUACCUCGACAUGUGUGCAUCUAAAUCACCAGCUCCGGAACCGAAAUGAAUAUUCUGGAGUCCAGCAAUAAAUUAACAUGAUUAUUUUUACGAUAAAAUAAUGCUGCGGUUGAUUGUUGAUGACAAAAAUGAAAUGAAAUGUGAUCUAAUCAGAAACUUCAAGUUAAUUGGCUAGAGAGGCCCUCACUCUCUACUAGUCACUCAAAUUGCUAUCAACAAUGAGGAUAAUUUUUUUAAUCCUUUGUCUAUCACUUGGAGCUUUGAUCGACUCAACACAUGGACACACAUGUCCAGCUCCGUGCGAUUGCAAGCAUGUUGGACCGCAAGCAGAGCGUUUAAAAGUCAAGUGUAACAAAGGACCCGAUAUCCAAGACAUUAAAGACAUCAACAUCGAUGUUGUCAGCGUUGAGUUGUACCACCUUGACUUGAGUAAGAAUAACAUCCACUUCAUCAGCACCAAAGUCUUCCAAAAUUUGACAAAUUUAAAGCGUCUUGAUCUGUCGGCCAAUAAAAUAUCAAAUUUAAAUGAGGGCUCGUUCGAUGGAUUGGAAAAUUUGGAACGCUUGGACUUGAGUGAAAAUGAAAUUUCUUCUAUUGACGCGCUGGCUUUUCGACCGCUGACUAAUUUGAAGAAACUUGAUUUGUCAUUUAAUAAACUGAGCUCGCUGGACUCAACUUUGUUUCAUGAUCUAACGUCAUUAGAACGCUUAAAACUGAACAAUAAUGCGCUCAAGACAUUGACGGAAGGAACGUUCUUCGGUUUAAAAUUAUUGAGACAAUUAGAUUUGUCCAACAAUCCAUGGGAAUGUGACUGUUACCUCUACUGGCUGAGUAAUUGGAAGAACACAUCAAUGUUCAAAUUAAAUCCCGUACCAACAUGCAAUUCACCGGGCAACGUCCACGGCAAGCAAAUCCCAGACUUAAAAUACUCCAAUGACUUCCAAUGUGACUGGAUAUCUCCAACCUUAGAGAUCUCUCCUUCCCAAAACCAAGUAGUCUUUUCCGGGGAUUCCAUAUCUCUAAAGUGUUCAGCGCCGAGCAUAACCGACGACCGGACAGCUAAGCUCCUCUGGCAAUGGACUCCAAGUUUACUUCCUCUAACUCCUCUAGCAGACCCGGUGGACACCUUGUCUAACGUAAAAGUCGACAAUCGCUAUUUGGCGGACAGCGGGAUAAUCGACAGUGCGUUGAGUAUUUUCCCAGUGACUAAAGAGCACAACGGCCAGUGGAACUGCUUCCUGGUGUCAAUCUACGGGAACAAAUCUAAGGCCAUCAACAUAAUAGUAAUCUCCAAUGACACUCGCUACUGUCCCUUAGCAAUCACCCGAACCAACAAAGGCGUCUACGCUUGGCCCAGAACAAUCGUUGGCUGGAAAGUCGAAUUGCCUUGCGAGGGGAUCAGUCUAUCCAGUCUGAUAUCCUUGUCUCGUGCUACCUACCAAUGCAACGCUACCGGACACUGGACCAACCUGGACACUGAAUCCUGUCCCUUCAUUUCCCCCGUAACCCGGGCGCUCCAGCAGUACACCAACAUGAACCUUUCUUUGGCCGACAAUCUGAUGGAGACUUUCAAGAGAUUCGCAAAUUACACGCACCCUCAUCAACUAUCUGAUCCAAUUGACCUGGACUUUAUUGCCAAAACCCUGGAAAAUUACCUUAACUACCUAACCCACGACAAAGAUCUUCCUCUGCUGAUAAUCGCAGCCAUAACUUCUUUGCUCAAGUCCCCCAAGGACUUAAUCCAACGCGCAGAAGUCGAUUAUAAAGCAGCAAGUCGUUUGAUUUCAAUUGUAGAGUCUGUUACCAAAGCGACGUCAGCUUUGCAGAUCCAUGAAAAGACUCUAGCUUUAGAAGAGUUCCGAGUCAACUCCGAGAGCUUUGUUGGACUCUCAUGUACUUGGUACUCUAGUGUCCUUCCAGAAGACUUGGACACUCGGUUCUUACAUUGCGCUACCAGCAACCGAACAGCAAUUCUAAAUAUCAAGGAUAAAGUAAUCGAAGCAUCAAUCCGACUGCCUUCUUCGCUUCUAGCUCAGCAGCAAAAUGAACAAGACAUGUCGCUGAUGGUCAGCAUGUACAGCGACAGCCGUCUUUUUCCAUCACCUGCCACCCGGGCAGUUAACUCAGCAGUAAUCGGCAGCCGAGUAAUUGACCGGGAAGUCAAUCUAACAGAACCGGUGAUCGUGAUGCUGAAAUCUUCCUACUCGCACCCGAUUCCAGUGAUCUGGAACUCUGAAAUCUCGAUCAAUGGAUCCCGGUGGACGCGCGAAGGCUGUCAGUUAGCAAAUUUCAUCAACAACCUUGUUGUCUUCCAGUGCAAUCGCUUGGGGUACUACGGCCUGCUUGAAGACUUAUCAUACCGCACGGUGAAUAAAACUGGCGCUCUCUUUCGGUACUCACACCCACUAGUCUACAUAGGAACAUCAGUGUUAAUCAUCAGUCUGACCAUCACAUCAGUGACUUACAUAAUCUGCUACGCAUCGAUCUCGAUGCCAAAGCGUGCGAAGCACAGCGUGAUCAACACCUGGAUCUCCAUUACACUUCUAAGCUUCCUUUACACGAUUGGAAUCCAGCAAACAGAGAACAUUGAAAUCUGCCAGAGUGUCGGAUUGAUUAUCCACUACUUGUCCUUGUGUUCUCUGCUCUGGAUGGCAGUUAGCGCGAGUAACAUGUACAAGAGACUUGCAAAAAACAGUCAGGAGCUCGUUUCUGAUGAUGAGAUUCCCGAGCAACCGAUUCAAAAACCUCUUCUAGGUCUCUAUCUUGUUGGUUGGGGGAUUGCUCUGAUAGUCUGUGGCAUCAGCGGAGCAGUGAACUUGCGCGAGUACGCCGGAUACUCUUACUGCUUCCUCACCAAAGCCCCAGCACUCACAGCACUCUUUAUUCCAGCGAUCAUGCUGAUAGUCUACUUAUCUAUUUUCUACUUAUUAGUGCGUUGUACCAUCAGGAACGUCGACCACAACGGCCAGUUGAGCGAAGGAACCCAAGCGACGGAGAACAUGGACCUAGAACUACUGGAGCCUCAUGAGAACCGAGACCAAGCCAGCAUGAGUGUCACCGUGUCUUCUGAAAUUGAAGAUCUGGAGCAUUCGCAGAUGACCCAACUUAAAGGACAUUUCAUCGUCCUGGUUCUGUUUAUAGUCACCUGGACAUCCGCAGCUGCUACAACAGUUUCUCCUGUCUUUCUUCCUUUUCCUUACGCCGAGUCAGUUUUUUCAAUCUGCUACGCUCUUUCUUCUUCAACUCUCGGCUGCUUUGUCUUUCUGUUCUACGGACUAGCACGCAGUGACGUAAGAUCUCAAUGGACGCUGAUGAGAUGCUGGCUGAGACGGAAGAAAAAUAACUGCUGUCGGACCCGCAGUGUUUGUGACGCGCGUCCAGCUCUUCCUGCCCAAUCGCUGGUUCCUAACUUACCGAUCAUCAAUCACCCGACUCAUUUGUCGGAUUCUAAUUCCGUCAGUUCUCGGCACACUAAUGUCUUGCCUAUAGCGUUGGCUCACGCGAUAAAAGCCCCAGAACGAGAGUCGCCUAGCAAAAAGACUAACGUAAACCUUGUGGUUCUUCAUCGUCAGCAGUAUCGUUCGAAUAAUUCCGUUAAAACCUACACAGAGUCUGCGCCGGUCAAUAUUGAAAUGUUCUACAAUCCCCACCAGAGCGGAGUGGCGAGGAAAUUCUUCAAGAAACAGCGCCGCCACAAGCACAAUAAUUUAGGACCUCGGAAGCAGGGUGAUGGGGGCGCCACUAGUGAUGGAGGGAGCUGUAUCUCCAUUCCUCGGCCAGCUGUUUUAGGAGAUGGACGCGAGCGGAUUGAAACUAUUUUUGGAAGUGGUGCGAAGGUUAAUAAUACGAAUAUUCAUGUGGAAUUGAAUCCUGUUGCUGAUGCGAAGAAUGUUAACAUGUUGUCUGAUAGCGGAAGCAUGUCGGAGGGAAUGAGGUAUGUUAUUGGACAAGAGAUAGCCCGCCAGGGGAGCAAAAAGGUCAACAAUGAUCACCGGAGGAUUGAAAGGAUUGAAGCCGGACUGAGUCCUCCGGAGUCUGAAGAAGAAAAACAUCUGCGCAAUGUGUCUCAGCAGUGUAGUUUAGAGUACAGCUCAGAAGCUGACUUGACUGCUGCGUUGACCAGCGAGCGAAGCGAUCAUAACCUUCCGGAGAUAGGCGAAACUCCAGAAACUCCGGAAAAAAUCUCUGAGAAAGACUUCCAAUGCUCUAGCGAUGUUAAUUCUCAGGAUCAAGAUCGAGGUGUUGGAUUUCAAGAUGAACCUUGUAAAAGAAGGUCUAGUCUGUAUGACCUGGAUUCUGAGUGUGGAAGAAUUGGGGAGAAGCAUGAAGCGACAUCUGUUAGUGGAAGCUCUUCCAGGUCGAGACCGAGGCAGAAUUCUCGGCAUUCUGACGCUGAUGGAAGCUUCAAAGAAUUGUUCAGUGGCUCGCUGACUGAUGUAAGAAUUCCGACGGGUUUUGGGAAAGAUUUCAGCUCGCUCACGGAUUUAGCGACUAUUGAUGUCACGCUAGGAGCCACAAGACAUCUUGAUAUGAAUGCGAGCAUUGGGGUUGAUUAUGAAGAUACUAAUUAUAGCACUGUGCAUUACACGGAUGACGCCGCGCUUGAUGAAGAAAUGCUGCUGGACAAUCCGAUUAAGAAGGAGACUAGUGUUUAGGUUUAGGUAGUUUAUUGAUAAGUGAUAAAUAAGUAUUAGUAGCGAUAAGUUAUUCAUUUUUCUUCUUUUUAAGGCGAAGAAAUUUAAAAUAGUUCCUAUUAAGGUUUGAGAUUUUUUAAAUAAAAUCAUGGUAAUAAAAUUGUACAAAACAGUUCUUGGAGGAUAGUAUUAUCUGUUAUGAUCGUGUAUAGGGUUUAAUGUUGAUAAGUUAGGUUCGUAUGGGUAUAUAGUCAUGGUUAAUUGUAUUUGUAGAGAAGAAAAGAAUUUUGGUGAAUAAAUGGCUAUAAGCAGGUUUAUUAUAUCGCGUGUGAAAAAAUAAAAGGAUGUAUUGCUACAGGUUACGAUCCAUGGUAAAAGGGCAUACAGCAAAAAUUUUUUUUUGUCAUUUCUCUUAAAAUCACUUAAAACACAAAGAUCUGUAAAAAUAAUAUUCAAGCAUCCUAAAGCUCAAAGGGCGUAUCUCAUGCGCUCUGUUAGCUUUUAGUAAAGUAGUGCCUAAAAGAGCGUAUAAAAGAUUUUAAGUUUUGACACAAAAUAGUGACAAAUAGUUUCACAAGACGAGUUAUAUAAAAAAAAAAAACAGUCUGAGGUAGAUAAAAUAAACAAAAAUACAUUAUUUGUAAAUGUAAUGAAAGAGUUUAUGAGCUGAAACGAGUGUUAUGCUUCUUUUAUCGUUUUAACUUACGAACUAUAGUAUUUUUGUUUCUCAAAUACAUAAUAAUAGACAUGAAAUUGUAAUAAUUAACGUAACAGCUGAUUGCUCCGAAUAUUAACUAUUAUGCACUAAAUAUUGACCACCUAUGUUCCAAAUACUGAUCGGUAGAAUUAUGCUUACUAGACUUAUAAAUAACUUUUAUUUAUAGUUUAUAAUAGUAAUUAAAAGUUGAUAAUUACCUACUAAAUAUAAAAUUAAAUUACUAGAUUUUUUUGUAAUCAAAUUGUGUAAUGUCCACGUAUCCACCUAAAUAUCGUUUUAAUCCCCGGCUUGAAUUUUGUUCGCCGGAGUCCAGGGUCUUAAACGGGGAUUAUCUCAAAACGCUAAAACAUAAAUAAACACUUGAUUUUUAAUUAAGAAAUCAAAGAAAAGAAAACUUCUUUAUUGGCUUGAUCAAUAAUUUAACAACAGUUAACAAUAAACAAUAUAAACAAUACAAUAGAACAUAACUUCACACAUAUACGACGGUAUUCGCGGUCUACAUAAUACGAGUAAAUAAUAAUUUAGUAAAUUGCUCAGAAAAAAAAACUUAUAGGCUCUUUUAGCUUUAGGUCAUAAAAUUUUCAAAUUCCUGAAACUAAAAGAGCGCAUGAUUAAAGACACACGCCCUUUUACUUUUUUGGCUCGCGAUUUGUAAAUUGUAGGGUUAAGGCUAAGAAAUGUGCAUUUUGAGGUUAGUAUUGUCUUCUUUGAGAAAUCUGAAGGCAAUGAUUUUAUUUAGUCAUAUACGAUUGUAUGUAUAAUCCGGGAAGAAAGAGUUCAUGUGAUCAGAUAUGGGCUUUUCUUCGGACAAAAGAUUCAAAUUUUAAUAGAUUUAGUGGUCAUACGUAAAUAGAUAGAAGUUUCAUUAAAAUGACUGUAUAGGUGAAGAUAAUAAUAAUAAUCUGUUUUGAUAUAACCGUAGGGUUAUAUACGACUUUUGAGAUUUAAAUUUUAUAAACUGUGGUUAUGCGUCAAUAUAUAACAAAAUAAUAAUAGAUAUUAAAUAUAUAUGAGCAUAUAUUAUAUAAAGUUAGAAUAUUAUUAGAUCAGGCUGUAAAGAAGUAAUACUGAGGAUUCGUAGGCUAUAGUGUAACUAAUAUAUAUCCAGAUAGCCAUUGUUGAUAGAAACGUAAAAUCUAGGACCGGAAUUCGUAAAUUUGAAGAAAAUUGGAGAGGCCAAGGUUGUAGUGGAGUUGACCGUAAAUUUCUUCGCAAUUUUAGUACAAGUUGACUAAAGAAAACUGUACAAGUUAUUAUAGUGAACUUUAACAAAAGUGAUAAAAGCCAAAAGAGCAUAUAAAAAUUUUUUUUGCCAACCAAUUUGCAAAAAUAUUCUAAGCUUAAAACUAAAAAAAAAAUGUUUGUAAACUAAAAGAGCGUAUGUCUCAAAUUAUACGCUCUUUUUGCUCUUUAAUAUUUUUUAGAUACAACAAAGUAUAUGAAAAAAACAAAUAUACCAAUGAAAAAAGAGCUAAAGAGUAUUUGGGAUGGAUGGAACGUUUUGAUGACAGUAUACAAGGAAGCGAUACAUGGUUCGACGUAUCAACGCAUGGUAUUCUUAAAUACUGAAUAUGUGAAGGCGAUUUGUUGUUGAACUGGAAGACAAGUGGAUUCCAAACAAUACUGCAGUUGAUGAUAAAUGACAGUAAAGUUAACUCGGAUGUGAAAA